AUGACGCAUCUUUUGAAUGCUUCGAAGAUAAAUGGAAUUUUGGCAAAAGCUGCGAAAAAUCUUGGUCCAGUUGAAAGAGCUUUUCAGAGAAAGUCAAAGAUUCUCGAUUUUCAACCUGGGAAGCUGAUUUCAUCCUAUAAAAUCGACGAAAACGAGCUGAAUUUCAAAGGUCAACUUUCUCCUGGAACUCUUACAUCCAUCGUCGAUUCUACCACUACAAUUUUAUGCAUGACAGGGGAUGCAAGACUAGCCGGUGUUUCUACCAAACUAUCCCUGACGACACUCAAGCCAGUUGAACAAUCGACGACAGAGCUUCGCUUGGAGAGCACUUUUCUCCAGGAGCAGGAAAAAAUCGCCUUUCUAGAGACACGAAUCACUUCAUCUGACGGGGCAGAGCUGUUUGCCAUUGGGCAGCACACCAAGUAUCUUCAUCCUCGAUCGCGCGGAAUGUUUCCAUCAGCAGCUUGA
Messenger RNA from Oikopleura dioica, 468 nucleotides. NCBI's taxonomy places the organism in Eukaryota, Metazoa, Chordata, Appendicularia, Copelata, Oikopleuridae. The record is from the annotation of a GenBank genome assembly.